This is a messenger RNA of Neoarthrinium moseri, 462 nucleotides long. RefSeq lists its product as uncharacterized. Lineage: Eukaryota; Fungi; Ascomycota; Sordariomycetes; Amphisphaeriales; Apiosporaceae. The record is from RefSeq and is a predicted model, not a curated record. The transcript has 2 exons. Bases 1 to 462 code for a protein of 153 amino acids.
AUGCUCGCGCCAUUGAGCCGCAUAGCGAUCAUUGUCUUCAUUCUUGCCAUCGUUUCACACGCAAACGCGGACUAUUGGAUCUACUACACCCGCCUCUUCGGAUCUCAAGGUGGCCCUGAUGAAUGCAAGUUUCUACGUACUAGCAACCCCAGCUGUGAUGAGGUUGCUGCUGGCCAGUCCUUCGUAUUCAAGGAGGAUGUCAGUGGCAGGCAGACAGGGUGCCAUUUAGCUGGCAACGAGCCUCAGCCGGACUUUCUCGAGUUCAAUACCCCCAGAACUGGAUAUUUCAACAUAUCGAAGGAUACCAGCUACGAUAUGAUCGAUUCUCAGGGCCAGACUCAGGGCCACUGUGAGCUGGAUAAUGCUUAUUCAUACCGUUGCUUAUACCAAUUCACCGUAGAAGCAGGGACAUCUAUCAUGAAAUGCACAACUGGUGUUGAGGUGGGCUCUGACGCGUCAUAG